AUGACGCCCUUCCUGCUCCGCGCCUCGCUGCGGACGGCGGCCUCGCGCGCUGCCGGUGGCCGCCGCGCCGUCUUCCAGGCUCGCGCCAUGUCCGUCACGGCCUGCCGACCGAGCGACACCCUCCAAGUGCACCGAAACAGCGCCAACAACAACCCCGACAUCCCCUUCAAGUUCAACCAGCAGAACGAGACCAUCAUCGCCGAGAUCCUCAAGCGCUACCCGGAGCAGUACAAGAAGGCGGCCGUCAUGCCCCUGCUCGACCUCGGCCAGCGCCAGCACGGCUUCACCAGCAUCAGCGUCAUGAACGAGGUCGCCCGCCUGCUCGAGAUGCCCCCCAUGCGCGUCUACGAGGUCGCCUCCUUCUACACCAUGUACAACCGCACCCCCGUCGGCAAGUUCUUUGUCCAGGCCUGCACCACGACCCCCUGCCAACUAGGCGGCUGCGGCUCCGACGCCAUCGUCAAGGCCAUCACCUCCCACCUCGGCAUCAAGCAGGGCGAGACCACCGCCGACGGCCUCUUCACCUUCAUCGAGGUCGAGUGCCUCGGCGCCUGCGUCAACGCCCCCAUGAUCCAGAUCAACGACGACUACUACGAGGACCUCACCCCCGAGACCACCGUCGCCCUGCUCACGGCCCUCAAGGAGAGCGCCGCCGCCGUUGGCUCCUCCGCAAAGGUCCCCGCCCCGGGCCCGCUCACCGGCAGGCAGACGUGCGAGAACAGCAACGGCCAGACGAACCUGUUGGACGAGCCGUGGGGCGUCGAGAAGACGAGGUCGGACCUGUAG
Molecule: messenger RNA, 786 nt
Organism: Purpureocillium lilacinum
Lineage: Eukaryota; Fungi; Ascomycota; Sordariomycetes; Hypocreales; Ophiocordycipitaceae
Source: RefSeq, a predicted model, not a curated record